CAUGAAGAAAGGGUCAGCACACUGUGUCGCCGCAUACAAUGUCAUGGCACACGCAUAUAUGCGGCCCCUUUCCAUGCGUUGUGCAAUUUCAGGAGUGGUAGCCAAUUGUUUAAGCAGUGGAUCGCAGCGAGUUCGCCCUCUCAUGGCUGGAUUGCUCGAACCUUGAGAGAGCGAUGCCUCUCGCAAAUGCGACCCUCAUCCUCGUCAUCUAAAAGGUUGUUGUCAUCAUCUGUUGUGUGGUGUAUAUGGUGUUGAGUACUCACCCUCAGAUGUAUGGGUUGUAUCUGAUUCUUGACCAAGAGGUGAGGAUAGGAAAGGAGACGACGGGGUGCGGCGUUGAUUUCUUCGCCUUUGCCUAUGCGCCCCUUUUCUUCUUCUUCGUCUUCUUCGCUCGGUCCCACCGACCACGCGGGGCGGCAUUCCAACUCCGCCCAUCCUCGAUGCGAGCCCCUCGCCUCGUCGCCGCCUCCGGACAAGGGACUCAGCCGCCAAGCUCGCCUGACUGUUGGACCAUCGAUCGCCCCUUCCCUCAGCAUAGACGCCUCCUCCUCUACCAUCCCCCCCUGCGGCAAGGACAGACGCACAGGAGAGGACGACGACGAUCUCCACCACCACCAAAGACGCAAAGAGGUGGUGCCCGUCUCGUCUUUCAGUCAAACAACCACUACAGUCCAACCACGGGCACAGCUGCGCCAAGACCUCUGCUACAGUCAAUACCUCUCGCUUCCCACGCCUACCUCGUCCUUCCCCACACCAACGCGCACCCUUCGUCUUCUUUGCCCUGCAGGCUCAGACGCUUUCUCGGUGGCUGAGCUGCCUCACACUCACCUACAAGCAUGGUACGCGAGUUCAACUUCUCCAAUGAGGCCAACAACAGAGCGGCAGGGACCAUCUCAGCGGGCUUGUAUGAGCGCAAAGUGACUCCUCUUCCUUUACCUGACACACCCUCCCUCUUGUGUCCGCUGAUACAGCUCUCGACUGCACAGUAC
This is a messenger RNA of Microstroma glucosiphilum, 989 nucleotides long. RefSeq lists its product as hypothetical. The transcript has 2 exons. The coding region runs from base 246 to 812 and encodes 188 amino acids. The record is from RefSeq and is a predicted model, not a curated record. NCBI's taxonomy places the organism in Eukaryota, Fungi, Basidiomycota, Exobasidiomycetes, Microstromatales, Microstromataceae.